Messenger RNA from Odontomachus brunneus, 603 nucleotides. RefSeq names its product glutamic acid-rich protein-like. The record is from RefSeq and is a predicted model, not a curated record. The transcript is spliced from 2 exons. NCBI's taxonomy places the organism in Eukaryota, Metazoa, Arthropoda, Insecta, Hymenoptera, Formicidae. Bases 292 to 603 code for a protein of 103 amino acids.
GUUCAAGUUUGAAUUGCGACAAUGUUCUACACAGUAGAAUACUGUAGACGUCAACCCAAGGAGAUGGUUUGGCUAUCAAACCCUUCACGUAAGUUUUUAAUAGAUUGUAUGAUAAUAAUAAUAAUAAUGAUAACCUUGAUUAUUUAUAUUUUUAAAUAAGAAUUGACUCAAUUUUAGCAAUGUUCGAGGAAGACCAAAUAUACGUGGAGUGGUUGAGAGAAAUUUUACGUAAGUUUACAUGCAAAUUUUAUGUUUCUGUAUAGAACAUAAACUUUAAAUUAAUCUUUAAAUAUGAUUUUAGAUGAUCAUGAAGCAUAUGAUCCUGAAUCAUCCGACGGCGAUGAGGAUGAGAUAGAAGUACAGUCGACCAAUGAAGUUAUCAAUAUCGCUGACUCUGAGGAGGAGGAGGAGGAGGAGAAGGAGGAGGAUGACGACAUCGCCGACUUCGAUGAAAAGAAUGAAGAGGAGGAUAAUAUAGAAUUCAUUGACAUUGCCGACAGCGAAGAGGAUAAUAUGGAACUCAUUGACAUCGCCGACAGCGAAGAGGAUAAUAUGAAACUCAUUGACAUCGCCGACAGCGAAGAGGAUGAUAUAAUAAAUUAA